UGUCACUCUGCCUCAUUGCUUUCCGGUACCUCGGUGGGCGCUCCAUCCCAGUCAUCACAGACUCUCUGAAAGCGCCGUUGAUACUCGCGCAACCAGUUGCUGUAGAGAGGCCUUGAUUCACUGCAGUUUUUGGUGAAGCAAGACCGGAGUAGCAACAAUGGCGCAAAUACACGAUCAGUCCCGCAAUGACGCCCUCCAACGAUUGAACCAGACCCUCCUCCAGAUCGACCCGUACAUUCUCCCACCUUAUCCAAACCUUUCAAUAGUAUCUGGGCCGCUCGAUCCUCCUCUCCUGCAAUUGACAAUUUCGCAACUUCUAUCCCAACAGGCCGGACGCUAUGCAGAUAACGAGGCUAUCAUAAUACCAUGGACUGGAGCGCGUUGGACAUAUAAGAAGUUAUGGGACGAGUCGAGCAUGCUUGCGAGAGCGUUGCUCAAGUAUGGUGUUCGCCCAAGAGAUAGAAUAGGAAUCAUGAGUGGAAACUGUGAGAAGUAUAUCGCUGUCUUCUUCGCAUGCGCACGGCUUGGUGCGAUAUGCGUCACACUCAACAACACAUACACACCAACGGAGAUGGAAUACGCACUCAAGCACACAAGAUGUAGCGUACUGUUCACCACACCGACAAUUUCACGCUUCAAUAACCAGCCACUACUCGAACGAUUGAAAGACGAAGAACUACACAAAGUGCUGCCAAACCUGAAGACUGUCUGUCUCAUACGCGGCGAUGACGAUAGCUUCAUCAGGUAUGACGAGUUACUUCAGGAGGGAGAGAGUAUACCAGAGCACAUCUUGGAGAUCUACGACGGAAUAGUCAGUCCGCACGACGUCGCCAAUCUUCAGUUUACAAGUGGUAGUACAGGCAAUCCUAAAGCUGCUAUGUUGACACACCACAAUCUUGUCAACAACUCUCGCUUCAUCGGAGAUCGUAUGGACUUUACAGAGAAGGAUAUUCUUUGCUGUCCACCACCACUAUUCCACUGCUUCGGGCUCACGCUCGGCUUGCUCGCAACUCUGACACACGGCGGCAAGAUCGUGUUCCCCGAGGAGUCUUUCGACCCGGUUGCAUGUUCAAAGGCUAUCUUUGACGAGCAGUGCACUGCCCUUCAUGGCGUGCCAGCUAUGAUGGAAUCUAUAAUCGAUGUGCCCAAGCCGGUAGGAUGGUCUUCAAAACUCCGUACUGGCAUCGUAGCCGGAAGUCCCGUACCUCGUUGGCUGAUGGAGCGCAUGGUCAACGAGCUUGGCAUGACGGACUUCACAUCGAGCUAUGGUCUGACUGAAGCUUCGCCCACUGUCUUCAACGCGCACACGACAGACUCUUUACACGCACGACUUACUAGUGUCGGCACUGUUUUGCCUCAUGCUCGGGUAAAGAUCGUGGAUCACCAGGAUAGGGUCCUUCCCAUUGGCUACAGAGGUGAGCUUUGUAUAUCAGGAUAUCAGCUCUGCAGAGGUUACUGGGAGAACCCAGAGAAGACAGCAGAGCUGCUGGUCAGAGACGAACACGGCGAGAUGUGGCUUCAUACCGGCGAUGAAGCAGUUCUGGAUGUUGAUGGGUACUGUACCAUCACAGGCCGUUUCAAGGACAUCAUCAUCCGAGGUGGUGAGAACAUCUACCCGCUCGAGAUCGAAGAGCGUCUGGUCCAGCAUUCAUCUGUUGCCCGUGCCAUCGUCGUCGGUGUAUCACACCCACGUUACGUGGAGGUACCGACGGCCUUUCUUCUGCAUGAAGAAGGUACAGAUAAGCCUACGCUUAAGGAGGUUCAGGAGUGGGUAAGGCAAGUGCUAGGCAGACACAAGGCGCCUGUUCACAUCUUCUGGCUCGGCAAGGACUGCGACGGCGAGGUACCCUUGACGGGCAGUGGGAAGAUCAAAAAGUUUGUGCUGAGAGAUGUGGCUGAGGGUAUUCUCGCUAAGAAAUGAGCGUUGUCUGCUUUUCAUUCUUGUAUGUUUGCAUUUGAGGGCGU
Didymella exigua CBS 183.55 is the source of this 1965-nucleotide messenger RNA. RefSeq names its product short-chain-fatty-acid-CoA ligase. Gene Ontology annotation, biological process: fatty acid metabolic process. Lineage: Eukaryota; Fungi; Ascomycota; Dothideomycetes; Pleosporales; Didymellaceae. The transcript has 5 exons. The coding region runs from base 158 to 1921 and encodes 587 amino acids. Gene Ontology annotation, molecular function: medium-chain fatty acid-CoA ligase activity. The record is from RefSeq and is a predicted model, not a curated record.